GAAAGUAGGUCAAGUGUGACUUACCUGCGCAGGUAGGACAAGAAGCCUCGCUCUCACCUGUCACCGCCAUAGCCUCGUUCAUAACAUGGCGCCUGUCAGAUGGAAGGUGACAGUGGCAUUAGUGCUACUAUCUGCCGUGCUGGCAUCUGCUCAGCAAGCAUGCAUCAUCCCAACUGACUAUAAGGGUGAUUGGUACUGGAUGAGCAACGACGGUAGUGAUGCAGUGAGCAAUGUUAACAAUCAGCAGUUUGCAGACAUGCGCUGUGUAGAAAUAAAGAUUCAUUACAACAACGCCAGUAACGUGGAAGGAGUCAACUCAACCAUGCUCAUGCAAAAAAUAGGAGGUUCCACAUGCUUUAUAUGCCUUGACGUUUUGUACAGAACUAAGAAUAUUCUUCAGGUUAGAAAAAGUGACUGCUUCACUUCAAACAGUGGGUUCCAGAAUAUGUGCCCUGGCUACCAAAGUCUGCCUACUGUUGACCAGUUGAUUACUUAUUUUCGCCAAGACCCCCAGCCAGUAAACUGUAUCACAACAUUUGAAGGUGUUUAUCAGUUCACUUAUGAAGUCAGUUGGGGUGGAGGUGGCAUUUGUGACAAUCAAGAUUCUCAGAUCAAAGCCUGCCAGGAUCCAGGGUCCGCCUACGUCGAUAAUGAAGUCUUCUACAUGACCUACUCCAGAUGUCCCGAAGUGCAGACUUCUUACUCGCAGACCAUUCGAUACCAGUGCAUGGGGAGCUGGUUUGCGAUGGUGAGUGGUACAGGCUAUACCUUUGCAGCCAUUGCUGAUACAGUACAGAAAGACAGGAGAGAAAAAUUCAAGUGUCUGAUGACACUGAAGAAUCAAAAGUCAGCUGACAACACCAUUCGUUGGGUCAUGUCACGUUUUGCCGAGUGUGGUGCACUGAACAGCUUGUACAAUGGUCCUGUUCGUCUUGUCCUGAGACGAAUCCCACCACAGACCCCAUACAUGAACCCACAGUGUAACCUUCCACGCAAUAUCUCUGGAGAGUGGUACACACAGGGAAUCCAGUUCAAGUCUCAGGUGGUCAUCAAUGACACUCACGUCAAGUACUUCACUAACAAAAACGAGUUUGAGUAUGAAGAAACAUACCUGUCCUGUCAACAGAUGUUAGGUACUCGCUACCUCAUGACAAAGGUUAUUGUUGGGAAGUGUGAAGUGGACUUUGUUUGCUAUGAUAUCGUGCCACGCCAUCAUGGGAUUGUACGAUACAGAGUGGGCAAACCAUCACGUUUGACACAAGAUGAGCUGGCUCAAGACAACUUCAUGACGGCAAAGUUUCGGGAAACAUGCAGUUGGAUGUCAUUUACUUUCAAUCGUGAUGACUUUGAUUGGAAGUAUGAAGUUCUUAUCUUGGACCCUCCUUCCCCCGUCAUUUGCCCAGUAGCUGGACGAUACACAUUCGAUCAGAAUGUACAGGGCGAGUGGGAAAGAUAUUCAACACGUAUUCGAGGUGUAACGGAUAGGCCUCGUAAUAAGGUCGACUGUCGCUUGACAAUAUCUGAGCUGAAGUCCUGCAGUCAAGAUCGCUCACGUAUUGAAAUUGAUGCUGAGUACUGUGAGUCUGUAGACUACCGUGGACGACCCAUUGGAGAGUAUGAUGAGCCAGACCAUUAUUUGACUUGUGUGGGCUACUGGAUGGAAGACAUGAAAUCAUACCUUGUCACUUAUGAUGAAGAAGAUGCCGUCUCAAAGUUCCGCUGCUGGGUAUAUGAGCGUAUCAGCUGGACAGAGCUUAGUCUAUCACGGUCCCAGACAGCUCGUUGUCAACGCAAUCAAAAGGCUGUUUCGUAUCUGAUGGAGGGCACUGGACUUCAGAUGGUCCUGCAUGAGAAUGAGAGACUUUUUGAUGACUGUCCCCAGCGAUUUGACCCUGGCAUUGACCCCUACAGCAAGCCAACUGUAAUCUACGUACUGAGCUCUGCCCCCUUCCAUCUUCCUAUUGGUUUGUUGAAUGCUGUGCUGUGCAUUCUAGUGUCUCUGUUUUUGAGAUUGUAAUUCUCAUGGAUGUAUUGUUUCAUGGACUGCAGAAGUUAUGGCUGUAGUGUCAAACAGGGGACCAACAUUUAAGAACCAGAUACAUAUCUGCUUGUAGGAUGUUAAUUUUUGAGGCUUGCAGGAUGACAGCUUUGAAUCUCACCUUGAUUCAGGGUGUGGUUAUUUUUUUUGUUUUGUUUUGUUUUUAAUUUCACCAAUGAGAAUCAGAAGUAUGAAGGAUGUGUUAAAGACAUCUAGUUAGCCACAUCAGUUAUUGUGCCUCUUGCUGAUGUUUUCAGUGUAAACAGCUGGAAAGAAGGGCUGUAAAAGUCCAUCCAGCGUAGCAUCUACUCAGUGUAAAUACAAUGAUGUUCAUUUGUCUGUAUAUGAAUGCUUAUGUGGAUGCAUUUGGUUUAUAAAAUGUGUGUGUGUGCCCGCGCGCAUGUGAGCAGAAUGCACACAGUGUAAGAGACUAGUGUAGUCAAGAUGCUGUGCUAUUUUUGUCACGUUUUGUUGUAGGUUUUUUUACAUUACUCUUCUAAUAAUUUUUGGUAUCAUUGUAAGAUUGCCUCUUUAACUGAAAGAGGAGAGGCUGAAUUUUAUUUUUAGACUAACAAAUGACUGAUUUAUCAAAACAUAUCACUUUGUAAAUAUUGUUAAUAUUUCCAUUAUUAUAAUGCUAUGUUUUAUAGAGUUUAUAUGUGAAAUAAGCAAAGUCCAUUUGGAUAUCACUCCUUACUCUGUAACUCCUGGAAGAUUUUGUGCCAACUUGCUAAACAGCAUUGUCAGAUUUAAAAAAGAACAGAGAUUUGUGUGUACACAUGCAUGUAUAUUUUGGCAAGAGAGAGGCUGCCUAAAAAACUUUGACAGUCCGCACAAAUGUAUGAAGAUCGCAAUAUUAAUACCAUGCCUUAAGUUGGUCACAACAUCGUCGUCCUCUGAAUCUUCUUGUACAUGUUAUCAUCAGAUCUUUUAAAAUAACAUUAAAAUAGAUGCUUUCUGGGUUUUAUUCUUUAUUGAGGUCUGCUGAACAUUAGGUCUCUCCAGUUUUAGAUCUUGCUUGACAUCUCUGUCCAUAAACACUUUCAGAACCGAUAAUUGGCUAGAUAUGGUUGUCCAUGGUUACCGCAAAGCGGUUGGUUGCAUUUUCUGGUUUUGGCAAUGACCUGCGUAGACACCCAUAACCUUUUCAGCUCAUCUAUACAUCAUGAAGUCUUCAAUUGGUAGGGUUCAUGAUAUCCCUUAUGAAUUCACCGUGCAUUCCAGACUGCAGUAAAAGACAUUUAUCAAGGUUACCCGUUCAGGAGAUUUUAGCUCAAAUCAGGAAUGAGCUACUGUUGUUGGCAAGUCUGUUAUAUACUGUGGCAUGUGUUCACAAUGAUGCCCUUGUGCUGCGGCAUACAUUGUUUAAAGGCAUCUUGCACAGAUGGACUUGUUCUUAAUAAUAAUAGGAUUUGUAUCGUGCAUUUUCCCACACAGAGGCGAGCUCAAUGCGAUUCACAAGAGACCAGGGGCAGUAGUCGAGUAGUCGACAACAAACAGGAUCUGGUUAGCAAUGCAAAAGUAUGGAGGAGAAAGAACAUCACAUAAAUCUCUGGACUGCCCGUAGUUUGCCAAGACCAUCGCAUAUCCUCUUGCAAAGUUGUAGGCUAUGCGGUCUUGGCAAGCUAUUUGACAGUUAAUAUCUAGGAACAACACAAAACUUGUACAGUUUUUUUAGGACUUGAUCUUAGUGUCAUUUCUGAUAAUAAUGGUGUUGUAGCAGUGCAGAACUGUUCACCUAACCACCAAAACCCUGUGUCUUGUCAUAUCAGGGUUAUGUUCAAAGUGUCUUUGCAAACAUAUCAGCUGAAUCUUUUGUAGAUUCCAGCCUUUUUUAAGACCAGUGAUAAUUCUUAGAACUGCAAUGUUCAUUUUUUUAGAUCUGGCAUCAUCCUAUCAUUCCACAUAUUGUGAUAUCAUUCCUUUCUAUGAUCAAAUUUGACCAGUGUUCCACAAAUUUAUGCAAAUUCUUUUUAUAUAGAUUGGAAGGCCCUCAGCCAUGUAAGAUGUUCAAUUGUCCAGUGAAACAUGACUUACUGAUCCUGAACAAAUGGCUUUGCAGCUUGUGGUUCUUACCAUGCACACACACAUAGCAUAUAUAUAUCAGUGGUGUAGGAACAAUGGGGCACCCUUCCCCUCAAGAAAGAUACUGAGGGACAAGAAUGUGAACAUCGUUCACUAUCAUCAUGGAGUUUGCCCCCAAAACCGACAUCUGCAUACACCACUGCAUAUAUAUACACACGUUCCUAUCAUGCAUAUAGGAACACACACACCAUUGACAUUGAUUUGUCCACAUGUGUAUAUGAUGAAAUGCUGAAUCAAUGUGGCUGAAGAGUUGUGAGGCCAAGCUCAGAUUUGAGUGUUGAAACCGAUCAUUCCUGGAUACAGAUUUGAACUCGCCCUUAAUGAAACUUGUAUUAUAUGCUGUUAUCCAUACUUGAGGUUUCACCACUUGACUUAAAAAUUCUAUAUGCUGGAAUUUGUACCCCCUGCUCAUGUGUGUGGAGGUAAAACUUGUUCAUGUAUACAGUUAUAGAAAAAUAAAAUUUUAUAUUCCAAAUAA
Molecule: messenger RNA, 4601 nt
Organism: Pomacea canaliculata
Lineage: Eukaryota; Metazoa; Mollusca; Gastropoda; Architaenioglossa; Ampullariidae
Exons: 15
Coding region: 86-2017 (643 amino acids)
Source: RefSeq, a predicted model, not a curated record